GUCGCUGGGCGUUCUGUGCUGGAGAUACGGUUAUGAUCGUGAGUUAGGAACGUUCUUCGGGGUCUGCUUUCAAGGGGCAGAGGAGAACUCUGCCACAGAGUUGUGUCCUGCCUUCGAUCUGAGGAGGCCUCAUUCCCGGGUCAGGCCUGAUCAGGAUAAGUCCCAGGUGAAAUCCGGGACCAGUGCACAGAGAUUCAUGGAUUUGUUGAUGUGACCUUCCAUGUCCAUAACAAACCAACUGGCUAAUCUUCUCCCUUUUCUUGAAGGUUAUUAGGUGCCCUGGACAUGCUGCUGUUCUUCAUUGUGGGGUUGUUUGUCCACAUUGUGUUCUUCGCCUCCAUCUUUGACAUCUACUUUACCUCCCCCCUGGUUCAUGGGAUGACCCCCCAGUUUACGCCACUGCCUCCUCCGGCACGGAGGCUGGUGCUCAUCAUCGCCGAUGGGCUGCGGGCUGACGCACUCCAUGAAUUCGAUGAAAACGGAAAUCCUAGAGCACCGUUUAUUAGGAAUAUCGUGAUGCAGGAAGGCAGCUGGGGCGUCUCUCAUACGCGGGUGCCAACUGAGUCUCGGCCAGGCCACGUGGCCGUGAUCGCUGGCUUUUAUGAGGAUGUCAGUGCGGUUGCCAAAGGAUGGAAAGAAAACCCUGUAGAAUUCGACUCCCUCUUCAACGAAAGCAGGUACACGUGGAGCUGGGGGAGCCCGGACAUCGUGUCUAUGUUUGCCAAAGGCGCUACAGGAAACCAUGUUUUUACAUACAGUUAUGACGCUGACAGUGAGGAUUUUGGUGCCCAGGAUGUAUCAGAACUGGACACAUGGGUUUUUGAUCGUGUGAAGGAAUUCUUUCAUGCUGCCAGAAACAACCAGUCUUUGUAUUCUAAACUAAAUGAAGAGAGAAUCGUUUUUUUCUUACACUUACUAGGAAUAGAUACAAAUGGACAUGCUCACCGACCAACAUCAAGGGAAUAUAAGGACAAUAUUAAAAUAGUCGAUGAAGGAGUUAAAGGCGUUGUGUCCCUGUUUAAGGAGUUUUAUGGAAAUGAUGAGAAAACAGCAUUUAUCUUUACCUCUGACCAUGGAAUGACAGACUGGGGUUCCCACGGGGCUGGUCACCCUUCAGAGACCUUGACUCCUUUCGUCACGUGGGGGGCUGGAAUUAAGUCUCCCCAAAGAGUGCCGGCUCAGCGGUUUAAUGACACACUUCUGAAAGACUGGAAGUUGGAGCACUACAAGAGGCAAGAUAUCAAUCAGGCUGACAUAGCACCGCUGAUGGCCUCUCUCAUCGGGGUCCCCUACCCCCUGAACUCAGUGGGCGUCCUCCCUGUGGGUUAUCUCAACGGCACCGGCGCCUUCAGAGCAGAGAGCAUGUUCACAAACGCAGUGCAGAUUCUGGAGCAGUUCAAGGUGAAAAUGUCUCAGAAAAAAGAAGUUACUUUACCAUUUUUGUUUACACCAUUUAAGUUGCUUUCUGAUUCUAAACAGUUUGACAUUUUAAGAAAAGCAAGAUCUUACAUAAAACAGAGAAAGUUUGAUGAAGCCGUCUUGCUUUGCAAGGAGCUGAUUGAUCUCGCAUUGAAAGGAUUGUCUUAUUAUCACACUUACGACAGAUUAUUUUUGGGCAUCAACGUGCUGCUUGGUUUUGUGGGAUGGGCAUCGUACGCUUCUCUGCUGACCGUCAAGUCUCAUUCCGGCCUCACCAGAGGUGUCAUGUGUAAACCCGUCAAGAAACCAGGCUGUCUCCUGCCAUGUGGUUUUGCGGCUGUUGGCAUUUUAAUGGUGUUUUUCCUGCUGGUUCAAGCCUGCCCGUGGACUUACUAUGUGUAUUGCCUGCUGCCGGUGCCGAUAUGGUAUGCGGUUGUGAGAGAAUACCAAGUUAUUCAAGACUUUGUCACGUCACUGUUGACCUUGCCCCCAAGUCACUUCGUUGGAUACCUGUUAGCCUGUACCCUGGGAAUCGAAGUAUUAGUCCUCAGUUUCUUCUACCGAUACAUGCUGACCGUUGGACUUCUUGUAUUUGCGGGCUGGCCGUUUGUCACCCCGCUGUGGACUCGAGCAAAGAGCAUCUCGCUGAGUUGGGUUUUCUUCUGUCUGCUCCUGGCAGUGUUCCCGCUGAUGCCUGUUGUAGGGUGGAAGCCGGAAGUCUUUCUCGUAAUGGGUGCCGGCCUGCUGCUGCUGCUGCUGUCCCUGUUUGUUGGAACAUCUCUCGUAAAAGGAAAAGACGGCUUUGCAAACGAAAAGCUGUUGUUACAUCUGUCACAGAUGCUGGGCGCAGCGCUCGCCAUGUACGUUGUAUACAGCACCCACACCAGUCUGCUGCAGAAGCAAGGACUUCCUCUCGCCAACCAGAUCGCCAGCUGGGUGAUACUAGCCUCCUCCUUUGUCCUGCCCCUGCUGAGCUCCAGGGGCCUCUUGGAGCGGUUGUUCAGCAUACUUGUCUCCUGGAUGUCGACCUACCUGCUUCUAAGCACAGGGCAUGAAGCCCUCUUCCCAUUAGUGCUGUCCUGUUUGAUGUUUGUCUGGAUACACAUGGAACAGGAAAGCCUACAGCAAUCUGGCGUUGCCUGUAAGCCGAAGGUCAGCAGCCUCCAGUUCUGCUGCAGCCCGGACCUGACCCAGUGCCGACAGCUCUGUCUGGAUGACAUCCGAAGGGCCUUUUUCCUCGUUUUCUUCUUAGUGACAGCGUUUUUUGGAACUGGAAAUAUAGCUUCUAUUAACAGCUUUGAUCUUGCCUCCGUCUACUGCUUUCUGACCGUGUUCAAUCCUUUUAUUAUGGGAGCUCUGAUGUUGUGGAAGAUUUUAAUCCCCUUUGUUCUUGUGAUGUGCGCAUUGGAAGCCGUUCAGUUAACCACCCAGUUAUCAUCGAAAAGCCUUUUUCUCAUGGUUCUCGUCAUAUCAGACAUUAUGGCUUUGCAUUUUUUCUUCUUGGUCAAGGAUUAUGGCAGCUGGCUUGAUAUUGGAACAAGGAAGCUCUCAGCUGCUGCUGCCUUGUCGUUUACGUCCGUGUCUGCCUCCCCCUCUGACUGGAAUCUCUUCCAUCCCAUACGUGCGAGGCACCUGAAAGGUACUCCGUAGAUCGUGGACUUUGGUUCCAUUACUCCUAGGUUUUGACGUCUCCUCGCCAGGCCUCCAGUCCCUCUGUCCGAGCAGAUCGUGGGUCAGGGCGUGGGCUUUAGACCCCAGCACCUGGGGUCGAACUAUUUCUGUUCUUGAGCUACGAGGCCAUCAGCCAGUGAUUUCGUCUCCCUAAUCUCUCCCCUGCUUCUCAUAGUCACUUCGAAUGAAUUAAUCCAUGUAAAGCACUUAGCACACUGCUUGGCAUUUAAUAAGCUUCAAUAAAUGGAAGCUAUUAUUGGCAUUAUUCUGUGGUUCUAUUUUUAUUCUUCAUAGUGUUUCUUGCACUUGCCAUACCUCUCCUUACUCUUUCCAUAAUUUGCUUAAUUUACAUUCACUUUAAACACAGGUCAGAAUUUUGUUUGGAAAGUGCCCUAGUAAAAUACAGCAUUUUUGCAUGUGAGGCAUUUUUAUUUUUAAUUGUGGUAAAGUAGGCGUACUAUAAACUUUAAAACGUAACCUUUUUAAACUGCACAGCCCGGCGGCAUUUAGAGCAUUCACGCUGCUCGGCAGCCAUCGCUGCCUCCCCUGCCCCCUGCGCCUCGGCCCCUGGAACGGCGGC
Molecule: messenger RNA, 3670 nt
Organism: Artibeus jamaicensis (Jamaican fruit-eating bat)
Lineage: Eukaryota; Metazoa; Chordata; Mammalia; Chiroptera; Phyllostomidae
Gene: PIGN
Product: phosphatidylinositol glycan anchor biosynthesis class N
Exons: 30
Coding region: 286-3069 (927 amino acids)
Biological process (GO): GPI anchor biosynthetic process
Cellular component (GO): endoplasmic reticulum membrane
Molecular function (GO): mannose-ethanolamine phosphotransferase activity
Source: RefSeq, a predicted model, not a curated record